Messenger RNA from Hemisphaericaspora subhashii, 1941 nucleotides. RefSeq lists its product as uncharacterized. Bases 1 to 1941 code for a protein of 646 amino acids. The record is from RefSeq and is a predicted model, not a curated record. Lineage: Eukaryota; Fungi; Ascomycota; Pichiomycetes; Serinales; Debaryomycetaceae. The transcript has a single exon.
AUGAAUGGUCCUGGAUUCGAUUGGUUAAAUACCAGUCAGACAAAUACACUUGAACCACCAAACAGACAAUCUGUGCCUAUGGUAAAGUAUGGCAGCACAGACGGCAAUAUCCUGUUUGACCGAUCCCAACCAGUUGUAUCUAGUCAACAUCUUUUCCCAGAACCAACAUAUUUCAAGAAUACCUCAGUUGAUCAGCUAAGUAUGUCUCCUUCCCGUCAAAUACGUGGAUCAUAUGGAGACAGCUAUGAAAGUAUAUUUGAAAAGGCAAGAAGCAGACAUGAUAGUUUGGGUCAUACCCAGGCUUCAGCCCACAUGGAAAUGGCAAGACAUGCAGCAGCUGGGUCUGUUUUUGAUACAGAUGAUACUUCUAUACCUUUAAGCUUAACAGCACAAGAAUUAACAUAUCAAGAAUCAAAAACUUAUAUGAGAUGGUAUAGUAAUAUACUAGCUAGAACUAAUAGUCGAACAAUUACUAUGAAUGAUGUUUUCAAUUUUUUAAAUAAUUUCAAGUUAUCAAAAGAGGUUAAAGAGAAGAUAUGCAAAAUGUUCAGUAAAAUAUUAUAUUCAAUAAAUAUUGGAGAAUUCUUUGCAUUAUUACGAGUCAUAAGUCAUGCUUUACUGGGGAAAGAACCCAGUCGAAGCUUGAUCAAAAUACAAGCACCAGUCCCCACACCUCCUUCAAUUCUAUCCAAAAAGAGACAGAAUGAUGACGAGGAUCAUGAUGAUCGCGAUAAUGAUAUAAAUGAAUCAGCAACAGAGCUUAAUGGUUCAGAGAAUGGAAGCCAAGAUUCUAAUAAACCAUUAGAUAUUGAUAGUUUUACACAAUUUUUACUAACUGGUGAACGUCCUGACGAAUUACGUAAGAAACGAAAAUCCAAAAAAUUGAAAUCAGUUAAGUUUUCAGAUCAAAUAGAUGUACAUGAUUCCUCAUUUGCAAAUUCUCCAUCUGGUUCCCCAAGACCACAAGAACAACUAGACUAUUCCUUGCCUAUGGAUCAAUUAUUAAACCGAAUGAAAUCACAACCUGGCCCUUCACAAUUGCUGCAGGAACAAGAACAAGAAAUGGACGAAGAAGAGAAAGAAGUACUUAAAGAUAUGGCAUCUCAAAUUAAUCAUUUUCAAAAUUUGCAUUCUGUAGAUACAGCAUCUAUAGGCGGUGUACCAUCAUCCUUGCAUUUCCAUGACGGAUACUCAAAUGACAAUUUACUUCAACCUAAUAUGACUGGCCCAGCACAAAUGGCUCACAUGAUGUCUCCAUCUCCAGAACCUGAUUUAUUACAACCAAAUAUGACAGGACCUAAUCAAAUGGCCCAAUAUAUUAAUAGAACUAAUGAUAACCCUUCGCCCUUAAGACCAAAUGUUACAGGACCGGUGGAUAUGGCGAGAAUUUUUGCUCCUGGUAAUGGUCAACAACAAUCACAAGACCAACAGCAACAGCUGCUGCAGUCACAAUCAGGACCCAAAGUUUCAUUACAAGCUUUCACGAGUCAAAUGACAGGAAAUACGAUGGAAAACACAUUACAGAAUGCAAAGAUAGGUCAAGACAUGGAAGCUCUAUCAAAGCCAUUACUCCAAGCUCCAAUUCCACCUGUCAGACAAAGAUCAGUAUCUUCACCAAUGCCACAAACUCCCCAGAUAAGUAUAACUGUUCCCAAUGACAGAAAUGGAUUACAUAGUCCCCAAGUCCCACCUCCGGUACCUCCAAGGUCUCCAUUAGGUAGAGGUCCCCCACCUCCACCUCCAUCCAGAAGAAGAAAUACUACCGCCUCAUCGAAUGUCCCUCCACCAUUACCGCCAAAGGUCCCACAUGAGGCUCCUGCUUCCAAUGGAGGGGGAUUAUAUUCCACUGGUGGGAAUGAUAGCACGGCUAAUAUAUUAGAUGAUUUAAAGGCAUUACAGGAGGAAGUUGAUAGAAUUCGUGAUAUGACUGGUGGGUUUUAG